AUGCAGGCCUCUUUCGAUGCAGGGUGCCUGCUGAGCUUGGGAGUGCUCCUUCGCUUGGCCGUCGCAGCGAUGAACUAUGAGAUCUAUUGCAUGCUCGAUGAUCCUUGUACCAGCAGUGAGGUUCCGAGCAUCACGCAGAUCUCAGAUGCCACAGGUCGAUAUGGCGACCUUCGCUUCGGUCUCAGUGUGGCCUCGGUGGUUUUCAGCGACUUGUGCUGCUACCUAGUGCUGUCACAUGGCAUCAAGGAAUCCUCGCAUCUUGAGACCCUUCUGGUGACCAGCUGCUUCCUGGACCUUCUGCAAGCCGUCACCACCAGCUUCAAGUAUCAUUACCUGCCCAUCCAGCUUGGUGGCUUAGCAAUGUGCCUCACCCUCCUGCGUGCCUUGCAGCUCCUGGGCUCGGCCGCACGUGUCUCCACACUUUGGCGCGUGGCCGUGGGGCUCUUUGCCGCGCUGUGUGUGGAUCUCUGUGUCGUAGCUGCUCUCCACAACCACUGGGCACCUGUCAGCUUAAGUCAUUGGGCCUCCUGGACUGCCCUGGAGUACUUGGGCCUGGUGCUUUAUACCUCCGUGAUGGUGCUCAUCGCGUCGCUGUUGCCACCCGCAGUGGUGAAGUGCCACUGGUUCCCUCGACUGGUGCCAGUCGAGCAGAGGAAGUCCUUGCUCCCACAGCAUUUGAAGCGCGUCUCAACGCCCAAGGGGCAGCAGUGA
Durusdinium trenchii is the source of this 711-nucleotide messenger RNA. The record is from the annotation of a GenBank genome assembly. Lineage: Eukaryota; Dinophyceae; Suessiales; Symbiodiniaceae.